Molecule: messenger RNA, 1234 nt
Organism: Galleria mellonella (greater wax moth)
Lineage: Eukaryota; Metazoa; Arthropoda; Insecta; Lepidoptera; Pyralidae
Product: protein ABHD11-like
Exons: 3
Coding region: 142-1080 (312 amino acids)
Cellular component (GO): mitochondrion
Molecular function (GO): catalytic activity
Source: RefSeq, a predicted model, not a curated record
AAUUAAUCACAUUCUUUAGACAUAGUCUCUGUGUUCACCUUCGACCAUAAAUUGAAAUCAUAAUAUUUAGCUACUUACUAAAAAAUUUCUAUUUAUAUUUCUUUUAAUUGCCAAAAAUAUUUAUUUCAAUAUAGAAAGAAAAUGCUUGUCACUAAAUUAUGUACCAAAAAUGUGUUCAACAUAAACAGCGGCAAAAUUAUUCCAAAUGUCAUAAAAAGAAGUUACACAUCCAAUUUAGAUAGUUCAGACACAGUAGAUCUCGCUUACGCUUCGUAUGAGAGCACUUCUGACUACGAGAACUCAUCCCGGCCGCCUUUAGUGAUUUUACAUGGGCUCUUGGGUUCAAAAAAUAAUUGGAACAGUAUGAGUAAAGCAAUACACAGAACGACUGGGAGAAAAGUCAUCAGCGUGGACGCUAGGAACCAUGGAGACAGCAGACAUGCAUCUCAGCACACCUAUAUACACAUGGCACAUGACAUAAUGAAACUGUUGAAGAAACUGGAGUUAUCGAAGAUCUCCAUUCUGGGUCACAGUAUGGGUGGUCGCACUGCCAUGGUGCUGUCUCUACUAUGUCCUGACCUCAUAUCAAGCAUGAUUGUGGUUGAUAUAUCACCAGUGAAGACAAGUCCACAGAUUUUCUCUAUGGCAAACUUAUUUGAUGCAAUGAGCUCUGUCUCAAUAACAUCUGGAAUAGCAAUGUCCAAAGCAAGAAAACUAGCUGAUGAGCAGUUGAAAGCUAUUACUUCUGAUGUGAAUUUGAGGAAUUUUUUAAUUACUAAUCUAAUUCAGACAAACACUGGUGCAUAUACAUGGAGAGUGAACCUGCCAGUUCUAAAAGACAACUUCCAGUCACAUAUAUCUUGCUUUCCAUCAAAUCUAAGAGGCCUACAAUAUUGUGGACCAACUUUAUUCAUAGGUGGUUCAUUAUCAGAUUAUAUUGGCAAAAAUGACUUACGUGAGAUCCAAGAAUACUUCCCAUUAGCUGAAUUAAUCUUUAUAGAAGGUGCAGGUCAUUGGGUGCACAGUCAAAAGCCUGAGAAGUUCCUUGAAGUAGUUUGUAAAUUUUUAGAAGAAAAAUAAUUUUGCCAUUAAUAUAAAUUAAUGUAAAAUAAAUUUUGUAUUAGAUAAAUUUGUGAUUUUUAAAUAGUCAUUGUUAAUGUGCAAUUUUUUGUUGUUCAUUUUCUGUUAUAUACAAAUAUAUUAUAGUGAUGUUAAAUAAAAAAAUACUAUUGUA